UUAACUCGCAACAAUGCAGACCGUCAAGGACGCCGCCGAGCUCCACAAGCAGAAGGCCCAGAACUAAGCGGCAUCGCCCACUUCCCCUCAUUAUUUACCCCCUCUGUUUACACAUAUGAUGGUGAAGACGAUGAAAUCGCAAUGAUUACUUCUUGAUCCACACUGGUUUGCUCGACUUUGUUUGCGUUGUGUGUGUGUGAUGCGUUUCUGAUAAAUUUGAUCGGACGGCAGAUCUGGUGGAGAGCAGCAAAUGUGGCUUUCCUCGGCCUGCGCGUUGAAAACUAGUCGCGAGCAGGCUGUGCGCGAAUCGCGGCAAGACGACGGCGACGACAACGACGACAACGACAACGACGACAACGACAACGACGACAACGACAACGACGACAACGACAACGACGAUAACGACAACGACGACAUGAUGGCAAGCAUGGGAGACGGACAGACGCGCGCGCUCGUCCUUGGCGGCGGCGGACCCGUCGGGCGGGGCUGGGAGAUUGGCCUCGUCACCGGUCUGCGAUCCCUGGGCGUCGAGCUGGCCGAGGCGGACCUUGUCGUGGGCACCUCUGCGGGCGCCAUUGUGGGCGCACAGCUCAAGCUGGGCCGCGACCUCUACAUGCUCUUGGGCCCCGCACCUGCGGCCACGGCGAGCAGCUCCACUGUGGCCACCGUGGCACCUGCGCCCUCACCGCCAGAUCUCAUCGCCCAGCUCACGGAGGCGCGUCGGCGGGCAGUCACGUCGGCAGACCCCGAGGCCGAGUACAGAAGCAUUGGGCAGCUGUCCGUGUCCACACCGACAAUAUCGGAGCACGAGUACGUGUCGGGCCCUCGUUUUGCCAGCUUUGCUCAAUGCGACGCAUGGCCGCCCGGGGUCCUGAUCACCUCGACAGACGUCGAGACGGGCCAGGCACAGGUCUGGACGGCUGCGUCGGGCGUGUCGCUACAGAAGGCCAUUGCGUCGAGUACCGCGCUCCCUGGCGCCUUUCCACCCGUGACAGUGGGCGCGGGAAAGGAGCGAUACAUGGACGGCGGGGUGCGGAGCAUGCUUCACGCGCCCCUCGCCGCAGGCCACCGUCGCAUCCUCGUCGUCUCGUGCUUUCCCAUCUUCAGCCACGCCGACGACGACGACGACGACCCCAUCGCAGCCAAGCUCAUCGACGAGCUCGACGAGCUCAAGUCCUCGUCGGACGGCACACACAUCGAAGUCAUUGAGCCCAAUGACGAGUUCCAAGCGUCAUUUGCGCACAGAUUACUCGACUUCAGCUUGGUGCACGAUGCCUACCAGUUGGGUCUCCGGCAAGCGAAGCACGAGGCUGAGCGCGCAGCCCGCCUCUGGAACACUGGCAACACCGCCACCGUGACAGCGGCGCAGGCUUUGCAAUAGGUUACAUCGGACUGCACUUACUUACUUACGGCAGUAGUAGAGUUGCAGUAAUAGCAGGGUUGUAGUUGCAGUAGAGUAGUAGUAGCAGCGGGAAGACUUUGGCAAGGAGUUCCACGCGCACGCAUGGCUCGAGCGCGCCCAGGCGACUGCGACUCAGCGCAGGACAGGAACAGGGGAAAAAAAGUAAAAUAAAAUAAGAGAGGUGGGACGGAAAAGCUGAGCUCUGACUGCCCUCCCGAUUACGGUUC
Molecule: messenger RNA, 1629 nt
Organism: Acaromyces ingoldii
Lineage: Eukaryota; Fungi; Basidiomycota; Exobasidiomycetes; Exobasidiales; Cryptobasidiaceae
Product: FabD/lysophospholipase-like protein
Exons: 2
Coding region: 251-1381 (376 amino acids)
Biological process (GO): lipid metabolic process
Source: RefSeq, a predicted model, not a curated record